CAACUGUCAUAACUGUCAGUUGUUCUGUUUUGUUCGGUUCGUCUUUUCCAUUGUCCUAGUAUCAAUAUUUUGCAUACACCCAUAAAUCCUAGACGAAUUUGAUGGCAUCUAAUUGUGAUUGAUUGUUGAAACUGCCCGAAACUCGGUAUCGGCACAUUUAUCGACAUUCCAACAUUAUUUAUCAACAAUGGGAGACGAAAAACAACCACUUCUCGCUACAGAGAACACCACUUACAAUGGGGACGCAACGGGACAGCAAGCUACUGUUUCUCCCAUUGGCCCGGAUGAGCUUCCACCGCCGUUUUAUCAACCCUCAGAAGGCGGGGGAGGGGUACCCAUGGUCACGUGUCGCGUAUGUCAAGCCAUGAUUGAUAUAUCGGGAAAACGUGAUCAGCAUGUUGUUAAAUGUGCCCAGUGCAAUGAGGCGACGCCCAUAAGGAAUGCUCCUCCGGGUAAGAAGUACGUUCGGUGCCCCUGCAACUGUCUGCUGAUCUGCAAGAGUUCUUCGCAGAGGAUCGCCUGUCCUCGUCCGAACUGCAAGAGGAUCAUUAAUCUGGCCCCCAGUCCCGUAACGCCUCCCGUGCCUACCAUGCCCGGCAUGUGCAGGGUGACUUGCGGGCAUUGCCACGACACUUUCUUGUUCAACACACUAAACAAUGCCCUGGCACGCUGCCCCCACUGUCGUAAAGUCUCCUCCGUUGGUCCGGACUACGCCCGAAGCAGGGGCAACAUAUUUCUCAUUCUGUCGAUAGUUUUCUUGUGUAUCGGCAUCGGCAUAACGGCGGGGACGUACGCUUACGCCAAGUCCCACAACGGCAUCUACGUAGCUUAUGUGGGGGCCUUCCUCCUGACGAUUAUAAUGCUGAUACGCAGCAUCUACUACUACUUCAUGAAGGUGAGCAUCAUCGAGGGACCGAUGUAAUUCGAUUAGGCGAGGCGUAGGAUUUCGAAGAGGUUAAGGGUGUGAAUACUGGGCAAGUCAUAAUGAGGGAGCCGUGAUCAUGUAUAGGAAUUCACUUAGUUCCACGAUAUUCUACCAAGUAGACCUAAAUAAAGGUAAGACUAGUAGUUCGUAUUUCCUAGUUUGUUGAUCUCAUUUGGCUCGCCCUGUAGAUCAACACCAUCGAGUCAUUGAAACAUAAAAUAUAGAUAUAUAUGAAGCUAUCUUUUUUUGUCUUAUAUGUAUAUUCGACUUUGUUAGAUAUAGGAAAACAAAGUUGAUGCGAUUCGGUCUAGUUGAAUUUAUUCUCACAUAGGUCAGUGUGCUGAUUACCUAAAACAUUUUGUGGGAGCAUGGAAUGUUGCUAAUUGAUUGACCCUUACAUUUUUUCCGUGUCUGAAUGUUCGAACUGAAGAGGCCAAUUUUGUUCUUCUUCUUUUGUCUCUUUUGACCUCAGCUCGUAGGGCUAUCAGUCGAAAGUUUUUGAUCGGGGAGAGUUACUGCAGCUGUCAAGUUAUUUUGUUAGAUACAAUUGAUCAGCACAUUUGCACGUGUUUGUUGAUAUGGUGCAAAGUUUAUCUGAGCAUUGCCUGUUUGAAUUCAACUAUACCCGAUCGCACUUGUAGAUACCUAAUGUUGACUGCGUUGAGAAAAAAAUUAAGUGAUUAAAUGGAAGUUAUGUUUGCCUCGAUAAUAUUGUCUUGAUGUUAUAAUAGAGUCUGUAAGAAUAUUCUUUAUCUGCAUAAGGUAAGGUACUGGUAACGAACAAACAGGUAAAUAAAACGAUCGUUAAUUUUAUGGAAAAUUAAUGUUUGAAUAUUUUUUCAAUGGAAUGGUAGUAUGGAAAUUUUUGGCAUCAUCCGAAAGUACAUAUUUUCCAAAAUAAUUUGUUUCAAAACUUUCAUGUAAAUAUUCAGGGUUGGAAUUUAUAAAAGUUUUUGUAUGACAGUAUCAAAUUGUAUAUUGUUUUUGAAGGGUAACGUUCCCAAAUGUCUGGUCAAAGUCAUUUUUGUAAAUGUAAAUGAUAAUGACUCCUGUUUGUUCGUUGCUUCUCUUACCUUUUAAUCCACUAUAGUUUUAAAUGAUUUAUUGGCAAUUUAAAGUUACUCAUCUCUUCAUUCAGUUGUUCAAAUAAUAUUCUCUUCCCUUAUAUCUUUUGUGAUUUAAUUAGUAGAUUUAUGUAAUUGUGUACACUCCAUCAGGCGCUAUGAUAUAUGUUUACAGAUAGUAAGUGAUACUUUUGACCAUAAGCCAUUUUUAGUAACUUUUUAGUCGAUUUGUUUGAAAUGGCGAGAUUGUACGAGAUGUACGAAUCUUAGCUUGCUCGAAGUCGUAUUCUCUUAACGAAAUGAUGUGGCGCUGCUUCUUUUAAUUAAUCUCUAUAAAAUUUUGAUUUAUCGCUCCACAAAAGAAUGUCAUUUCUUUAUCAGAAUAGGCUACUUCUGAUCAAUAAUAUGAACAUUUCUAUUAUAGACUGUAUAAAAGGGUGAUAAAUAAUUUUUUUUAUAAAUUGA
Molecule: messenger RNA, 2454 nt
Organism: Leptinotarsa decemlineata (Colorado potato beetle)
Lineage: Eukaryota; Metazoa; Arthropoda; Insecta; Coleoptera; Chrysomelidae
Product: type 2 phosphatidylinositol 4,5-bisphosphate 4-phosphatase
Biological process (GO): phosphatidylinositol dephosphorylation
Cellular component (GO): phagocytic vesicle membrane; plasma membrane; late endosome membrane
Molecular function (GO): phosphatidylinositol-4,5-bisphosphate 4-phosphatase activity
Source: RefSeq, a predicted model, not a curated record